Sparassis crispa is the source of this 1236-nucleotide messenger RNA. Its product is annotated as Pheromone B beta 1 receptor. The record is from RefSeq and is a predicted model, not a curated record. Gene Ontology annotation, molecular function: mating-type a-factor pheromone receptor activity. Gene Ontology annotation, biological process: G protein-coupled receptor signaling pathway. Bases 1 to 1236 code for a protein of 411 amino acids. Lineage: Eukaryota; Fungi; Basidiomycota; Agaricomycetes; Polyporales; Sparassidaceae. Gene Ontology annotation, cellular component: membrane. The transcript has 6 exons.
AUGGAGGUUGGAUUGCCGUUCGGUGCAUUUCUUGCCGCUAUCCUAGUCCUUAUCCCACUACCUACUCAUUGGCGAGCUGGCAACGUGUCUACGAUAACUAUCAUUGUUUGGCUGUUUGUCGUGAAUGUUAUCCAGGGAAUCAAUGCUAUCCUAUGGGCCCAUAAUGUUGAAAUACGGUUGGUCUCCUGGUGCGACAUCAUCAUCAGAGUCUCCGUUGGUUCCAAUAUCGCGCUUCCUGUCGCGUGUUUCUGUCUUUGUAUGCAACUUGAACGCGUCGCAUCCGUUCGCCUGGUGCACACCACUCAAAACGACAGACGCAAGUAUAUGAUUUUGGAUCUUCUGCUUUGCAUUGGGGUACCCGCAAUAUAUAUAGGGUUGUUCUAUGUUGUCCAGGGUCAUCGGUUCGACAUCGUUGAAGGUUUCGGAUGCAGACCUGAGAGCUAUGUUUCGAUACCCGAAUUUUUUCUGAUGCGUCUCCCGCCUAUCGUCUUCUCCAUUGGCACUUUCGUCUUCGCCGGCAUGGCUUUUAUUCACUUCCUUCGACGGCGUGCAACUUUCGCGGCUCACUUGCAGAGGUCCACCUCUACUCUCACUCCUGCCCGCUAUUUUCGUCUUAUGGCGAUGGCUUUAUUUGAAAUGUUCUGGAGCCUGCUCGUGUCGGUUCUGAACAUGUGGUAUUCAUACAGCGCUGGCCUACGACCGUGGAUCAGUUGGAGCAACGUCCACUCGAACUUCUCUCGUAUCGGGCAAUUCCCGACUAUCAUGAUUCCACGUCAUGAUAUCACUAUGACCUAUUUCUUGUGGUGGACCAUUCCUGUGUCUGCCUACAUUUUCUUCGUGUUCUUUGCAUUUGGUCAAGACACGAUGAAAGAUUAUCGAGCUGGCUUCCUUCGACUCUGCGGUAUCGUACUCCCAAACUGCAUGCUCCGACAAGGUCCUGCCGAGAAGUCCUCGCUUCCUCACUUCACUCUGUACCGUCCAGCGUCGCAUUCACUCGUCGUUGCCAUUACGGAAAGCAAGAUCGAUGAUUCACAGUCCAGGCUCGACAGCUCUAAGUCUAGCAAGCACACUCGUCAAUUGGAAGAUGUCGGAGACGCUCUGAAACGAUCUUUGGACCAUCCUUCGACCACUGUCUCUCUGCCCCUUGCGGUUCGCUUUCGAGAUUCGACUUACCCUGUCAGGCAUGGUUCCUUUACUCUGCACAGAAUAGCUCCUGUUAGUACCUACAGUAUGUAA